UAUUAUUAUUGCUUAAAGAUAAGUCAUUUUUCUGAAGAUGUUUGUAGUUGUAUUUGGUUUAUUCUUCUUAUCAAUCAAAGACUAAGUGGAUGGAAAAAUAACAUUAGGAGGCUAUCAGGGAAUUACAUACAAUAUCAGCCUUCAUGAACCACGUAUAUCUGCGACUGUGGCGUUCUCGUGGGUUACAUAGAGCAUAUAAAUUGUGAGUUGGCGGACCAUCUGUUAUAUGUUAUAAUGUUCACUACCCACCUCGGAGUUCGUCAUCAGAAGCUUUAAGGUCAUUGACAAACAGACCGAUUAGUGAUCAAGCAUCAUGAAUCAACCAUGGAAUGACGUUUCACAGAUGAAUUUAGUGUGUUGCCUUGAGAUGUACUUUUUUUUAUCACCUCCAAAGACUCUCAUCAGUUAUCAACAAGGGGAUAAAGAAGUGCGAACUACCUAAAAGAACAACACUCUAGCCUAUAGAAUGGCGGCACCUCCGGAGUCCAGCUUCCUGGCGUUAAUAGAGGCAGUUUUAAGCUUAGCUGCUCCCCCCAUGCCAAGGCCCAAGCGGUCCACUCAUCCUAUCAAGGCAGGGGGUUAUUCCGAGGACAUCUUUUUGAAUCUGACUGAGGAAGACAAAGAAGAAUUUGAGUGUUCAAUAUGCUACCAGAUCCUAAAGGACACCAUGCUGUGCAGCAACAAGCACAAGUACUGUCAUUCUUGUAUCUAUGUGUGGUCAACCAGUGGGGUGCAUCUCAACAGAACACGGUGUCCAGUCUGUCGAACUAACGGCUCCUAUUCUCGCAACACAGAGUUGGACAACAAGAUAAAAGUGAAAGAGGUUAAAUGCAGUAUGACUGGAUGCAACUGGACUGGGAAGUUGAUGUACCUGUUGAGCCACAGACACACAAACUAUGACAGUAAUAGUAACCCGUGUCCUGGGGACAGUAUUGAUGCCGAGUUGCCACAGCUUAGGAGGAGGAGUACACCACGGACACAACCCAUCACCAGGACUGGUCUUCAGUUUCCCACCAGGCAUUUACACUUAAGGUCGUCACUUCCAUCAAACACAAUGAAUAGAGGUUUAAAUAACUUAAGUUCACUGAGUGACAGUAACAACAAUACAUUGAGCAGUAGAAACACUUUUCUCAGCCGAGACAACUCAGAUGGUAUUGUCCAUACACCAAGACCGCCUUCAACCCCACGACCACCUCAGCAGGUUGUACGCAGACUACCAACUCUUCCAUCCCUGCUGCAGCAGGAUUCGCCAAGGCAAAAUGUACAUAGUACCAACAUUUCAACACCAAGUUAUCCAGCACAGCCUUCUGAAGUGUCCACACGGACUCCAGUCCAGCCCUCAACUCGGACGCAAGUCAGUAAUAGUCUUACUCAGAUCCGAGAUCGCCUUCAUGAUAGUAGGUCAAGACUUGACUCCUUGAUGACAACCUUUGGUACUGAAUUAGAACAGCGACAGCAAGAAGUUUUUGAUGUUAAUGCUGAACGUGAACGUCAUCGUCAGGAACAGUUGCAGGAAGUUCGUGAACUUGGUCGGAGACUGGGGCAGGUUGCAUCAGAGCUUAGACGCCUGCUGAAUCAGAGGUCUGCUAUCAGAGGGGAGAUUAACAACCUUAUGGAGAACUAACCUCAAUGUACUUGCUCAAAUUCAUAGCAAAUCCUCUAAAGAGAGUUACAAUAUAAAAGAACAUUAUUGUCAUAUAUUAUUGUCAGCAACAAUGUAUGGAGCAUUGCACUAUUCAGCACAAUGGGUUAUUGAGCCAGCUAUGCGCAAACUUUAGAUGCUUUGCAAAACUGUCCAAGUCUGAUAGUAUUUAUGUUUUGCUUGAUAUUUAUUGGGCCAUUAGCUUCAGUGGUUAUCACCCGCUGUAUACUGGGUUGAUUGGACAUGUUACAUUUUUUCGUAUCAUUGAUAAAGAACGUCAGUUGACAUGUGAACUGAUUAUAUAAUGACACAUGCAACCCAAAAAUAUGUAAAGACUGUCAUUUGUCCAAUGCUUAAGCCUCCUCAUUAUAUCCUUGUACAACUACAUUUUGUGUUUGGAAAAAGAUUGCUUGGUGAGAGUGCCUGUGUCAGUGUCAUCACAAAAAGUUAUUCAUUCCAACCAAGUUCAGCAGCAGCUUUCAGUUGAAAACUUAAGAAGCUGAAUGUUAUAUUUAGGCCCCUCUAAAAUUACUUUUUGUAAGUUCACCUGAACUGAAAGUUGAUGUAAGCCGGUGCAUUAUAUGUCAAUCUUUUUGUCCAUUCAAAACCUGUAUGUCAUUGCAACCUUGCACAAAAUACAAUAAACUAACUCAAUGUAUUGAACAAUACAUCAAUAUUGAAAGUAUUUAUCGUUUUGUCAAAAAACUGCAUGAUGUAUCAUUAUGAAAAUGGCUGUUAUAGUCCCAGUGAAACAUGUCAGUUUUUUUGUUGUUUUUUUUGAUAUUUGUCACAAAUUGGACCUUUGACUUUAAUGAACAGCUAUGGCUGCCAGGGCAAAUAUGUCGGAGAUGCAAGUUUGACUGUCUACUCAGCAAGUGAUUCAUUUUUCAGUGUGUUUCAAAUAAUCCAGAAAAAUUUAAGUGUGCUACAGUCACUUGAAUGUAUUUCCUAUAUACAUGUUUAAUUCCAGACAUGAGAAUUUUCCUUGGAUUCCUGGAAUUCCGAGAUUUUUCCUCUCAGAAUGAUGUAAAAUGCACUUUACUUGGGGGUGGGCGAUUUUCCUCCAAAAACAAGUUUUGCUGUUCUCAUGUCUGUAAUUUAUAGAUAUUGGUGUGUUGACAUAGAUGUAUUGAAAUAGAAUGCUUUCCUUGAAUCCCCAUCAUACAUGUAAACAAAACAAUAAGUGUAUGUCAAAUUGUCAUAGCAUGUUUGUGGACAUUUGAUCCAUCUUUAUCAACUUAGCCUAUGUAAUUUCGAUUGCCUAUCCAAUUAAUAUUUAUAUACUUACUGGUACACACAGUAACACAGCAUGUGACACUGGACAUUCAAAUUCUCCUGGAAGACUGUAUUACCGUGAUGAAGGGUUGCUAUAUAUAUGAUAAAUUAUUGAGGGUUGUUGGCCAUCAGAAGAACAAUUUAAACUGUUGCUGUAUAAUGUCAAAGGUUUGUUAGUUCUCCAGCACAAUUUCCUAUAUUUGUCUUCUUUGGGUACUGAAGAUCUUAGAUUGCAUUAACUGGGCACAGCAAAAUCAAUCCUUUCAUGAAGUCUGCUCUUUGUCAUGAUUUGAUUGUACUUCUGUUGGGAUACAUUUCCCCCAAAUCAUAUCACUAUCUCUCACUCAAACAUUUUAUGAACGAAUCAGAUGGGUCCAUUCCCAUGACACUAUAGCCUUAGAUGCUUAGCUGUUAUACGGAUACGUCAAGAAGCGGUUGGCCACAACUCAACAUCAAUGAAGAGGUGUGGCUAUACCUGUUAAUCCUAUGAAAAUAUCAUUGCAUUCAUUGUUUAACAACCUUUGAUCUUGAUAUUGUGAGUAAUCUAAAUAACAAUGUUGGUAUGUAGCCUUUGAUGAUGAACAUCAUGUUUGGGUACAAUAAGCCUGUUCCAUACUAUGAAUGUCUGGCAGGGAUUAUUCCCUUAAGUUGAUAACUAAAGGCAUCUUCUGUGUUUUUACUAAUUCAUGGCAUAAGUUGUAGACACGGUAAUCAAAUAGAUGAGCAGACAGAAUAGCCCUGUUGCAGUAGUUUAUAAACUUUAAUGCCUUGAUGCAUCAAAAUCUGCAAAGAUGCUAUGGCCAGUUAGUUUAUUUGCCCUUUAACGUGUUGGGUGGAGAGAGGGUUUGGACAUUAUAUUUAAGAUUUACCAAAUUGGAUAAUGAAUAGUUACUCAUAAUAGUCUGUUAACUGACUCAGUUGAUAUGAAGUAGGACACACAGACCGUAACUGGUUAUGCUAAGUGAUCCGUAUAAGAUGGUCUAAGGUCACAUGGCCAGGCUAAAAUAGUGCACUUUUUUUUCUAGAGAAUAACUGUUGAUGAUUUGUGUGAUCGUAUGUAGCUUAGCCAUGGUCACUGGCCAGACAAGAUGCAUGGUGAGAAUUCCCAGCCAUCAGGUUUGAGGGAAGUUUCUUCUCAGUGUGCAUAAGUGUCCUGAUAUUGCAUGCACUUUUGAACAACCUUUAAUUGUUCAAAUAUGGUAUUUUAACCUCAUUUUGAAUAUUGUCAUCAUUUAAUGUAAGUUUGUGCAGAGCAACAGGUUAUAUUCACUGAUCAGUGGAAUCAGGAAAGGAACCAGGGCUGUUGUUCUGCCGGACUUCACUGAUCAGUAAACCCAGGAAAGGAACCAGUGCUAUUGUUCUGCCGGACUUCACUGAUCAGUGAACCCAGGAAAGGAACCAGUGCUGUUGUUCUGCCGGACUUCACUGAUCAGUGGAAUCAGGAAAGGAACCAGGGCUGUUGUUCUGCCGGACUUCACUGAUCAGUAAACCCAGGAAAGGAACCAGUGCUAUUGUUCUGCCGGACUUCACUGAUCAGUGAACCCAGGAAAAGAACCAGUGCUGUUGUUCUGCCGGACUUCACUGAUCAGUGGAAUCAGGAAAGGAACCAGUGCUGUUGUUCUGCAUGACUGCCAAUGAAUGAUCUGCCAAUGUGUGUUAAACUAAAAUCAAAUACUUUUUUUAGCAAUGUUCAUUUUACAUAUCAGCUAUUUGAUUGUUUGGUUUUCUCAUCAUUUGUAUAUAGAUAUUUUAAAAAUAUCACCUAGUUUGUAAAUGGGUAUUAUUUGCAUUGUGACUACAGGUGAUCAAUUCAACAAAUAAGCAAUCAAAACAAAUGUCGUAUCACUUCCUCAAUCAGUAAUAUUACAGUGCUGAUGUCUAUUGAAUACACAUGUAUAUUUCAGAACCUUUCCAUUCUUCAAUCUGGUCUUCAGUGGUGUACUUUUUCUUAUAUAUUGUUCUGGAAAGUACAUGACUAAAAUGCACUGAACAACAAAAAUUCCAGUGACAUUGAAUAAGAUUUAAUGCAAAGUUAUGUUUUUUACCAAAUCUGAAUUUUUUUGGUUUGCAACAGAUAAAAAACUCCUGUAAGUGUUCAAAUGGUUUAAUUUGCCAUACUGACUUCAGAA
Messenger RNA from Haliotis rufescens (red abalone), 5046 nucleotides. RefSeq lists its product as uncharacterized. The transcript is spliced from 3 exons. Lineage: Eukaryota; Metazoa; Mollusca; Gastropoda; Lepetellida; Haliotidae. The record is from RefSeq and is a predicted model, not a curated record. Gene Ontology annotation, biological process: protein polyubiquitination; ubiquitin-dependent protein catabolic process. The coding region runs from base 467 to 1624 and encodes 385 amino acids. Gene Ontology annotation, molecular function: ubiquitin protein ligase activity.